CUCUCCUAUAAAUUUUCGUCAGCGAGAGGCCCAGAGCAGCACUGCGCCCAAUUCUCAACCUAGGGUUUUAAGCCCGAGGCACCGAUUUAUCUUCAUUCUCUUGCGCAUUUGAAUGAAUUCGAUAUCCUUUCUGCAAUUCGUUGCAGAUUGGAGCUCCUCUCCGGCUAUCAGACAUUGCCAAUGGAAAUGCAGUCACCAAAGGUCCAUUCUCUCCCCUCCACCACUGCCGGCAGAUCGGAGUCUCCGGAUGAUUCCACGAAUGCAAAACUGCAAGAAGCAACAUCAACUCUUUCACAAAUUUCAAAGGUUAUUGACUCGGUGAAGAAGAAAGUUGAUGCUGAUCGUUGUGUUUAUAUCAUGAAAAGAAUGAAAGAGAACCGGAUUAAACUGGCUGAAAUUACUAAAAAUCAUCACAAGUUGUCUGUAGAAAGAAGAAACCUUAGGAUUAUAAAUGGAGAUAACAUCAUCAAUUUAUUGGAAAAGAGACAGAAAGAUGCAAUUGAUAUGCAAGAUGGUGUUGACAUCAGCUCUGAAGAAGAUGAACAUGUUUCUGUUGUUCUCCUUGGAUCCGGGAUUCCAGUCAAGAAUUCUGUUAGGCCCAUCAAUCUUCCAGAAAUGGAGAAACUUCCUCCAUAUACCACAUGGGUUUUCAUGGAUAGAAAUAGAAGAAUGACAGAAGAUCAAUCUGUAGUGGGUAGAAGGAGAAUUUAUUAUGACAGAAAUGGAGGUGAAGCUUUAAUCUGCAGUGACAGUGAGGAAGAAGUUAUUGAUGAUGAAGAGGACAAGAAAGAGUUUGUUGAAUCUGAAGAUAACAUCAUCCGAAUGACUAUCGAACAACUUGGAUCAUCUGAUACUGUCUUGGAGUUACUGGCUCAACGUUUGUCUAGAAAACCCUGCAAAGUGAAGGCAAGAUAUGAAGCUCUUGUUAGUAGAGAGAAUGUGAGAGAAAGCUCUAAAUAUGAGGAUACAGACUUCAAUUUGAAUUCAUUUCUUGAUAAAGAUCUUGAAGCAGCUCAGGAUUCAUUAGACAACCUAUUUUGUCGCAGAUGCCUUGAGCUUAUAUUUCCUGCUGAAAAGAAUUGUACAUGGAACAUUAAAGAUGACGAAAAUGUCCCAUGUGGCCCACAUUGUUAUCUCAAGGUCAAAAGUACCCCCAAUCAUGGGUCAAAAGAUACAGAUUUUCCAUCUAAUUCACAUCAAGAUUAUAAAUACUGGCGAACUAUUGAAAAAUCUCUUUUUGAAAAGGGUCUGGAGAUUUUUGGUAGAAACAGCUGUCUGAUAGCUAGGAAUCUUUUGUGUGGCCUAAAGACAUGUACAGAGGUUUUUAAUGUCCUCAAGUGUUACAACAAUAACUUAUCUUCUCAAGUGAACAAUAUCACAAAUUCUCAAAGUGACAGCUGCAAGGUUGAAAGUAAUAACAAUAUGAUAAAAAGAUCAAGAUUGUUACGUAGAAGAGGUAGAAUCCGGCGUUUCAAGUACACGUGGAAGUCAGGUGGGACCCAUUCAAUGAGGAAACGUAUUUCAGAUAAACAAGAUUUGCCAUGUCGUCAGUAUAAUCCAUGCGGGUGUCAAUCUACAUGUGGCAACAACUGUUCUUGCCUUGCAAAUGAGACCACUUGUGAAAAAUACUGCGGUUGCCCGAAAACUUGCAAAAAUCGUUUUCGGGGAUGCCAUUGUGCGAAAAACCAAUGUAGAAGUCGUCAGUGCCCGUGUUUUGCUGCUAAUAGAGAAUGUGAUCCAGAUGUAUGCCGACAUUGCUGGAUCAGUUGUGGUGAUGGAAGUCUUGGCACCCCUAGCAAAAAAGGUGAUAAUUACGAAUGCAGGAACAUGAAGCUUCUACUCAAACAACAACAAAGGGUUUUGCUAGGAAGAUCAGACGUGUCGGGCUGGGGUGCUUUCUUAAGGAAUAGUGUAGCUAAACAUGAAUAUUUGGGUGAAUACACGGGAGAAUUAAUCUCACAUCAUGAAGCUGACAAACGUGGAAAAAUAUAUGAUCGUGAAAAUUCUUCGUUUCUCUUCAACCUUAAUGAUCAAUAUGUUCUUGAUGCUUUCCGUAAGGGUGACAAAUUGAAGUUUGCCAAUCAUUCUCCAAAUCCAAAUUGUUACGCAAAGGUAAUUAUGGUGGAUGGAGAUCAUAGGGUGGGUAUAUUUGCUAAGGAAAAAAUAUGGGCCGGGGAAGAGGUGUUUUAUGACUAUCAUUAUGCUCCGGACCAGACUCCAGCCUGGGCAAAGAAGCCCGGGGAGUCUGGUCCGAAGAGAGAAGACAUGGCUAGUUCUAGUGGUCGGGCCAAGAAGCGUGCUUGAGUUCUAUAUAGUUUUCUUGUUACUAUGUUUAUAACAAAUAUAUCGGUUUUUGUUUUGGAAAAUUAUAUAUUAAUAUAAUAAUGAUCGGAAAAUGUGA
This is a messenger RNA of Lactuca virosa, 2401 nucleotides long. The record is from the annotation of a GenBank genome assembly. Lineage: Eukaryota; Viridiplantae; Streptophyta; Magnoliopsida; Asterales; Asteraceae.